AUGGGGGACUGCUGCUUGUCAGGCACGGGGGAGAGCGGGAAGAGCACGUUCAUCAAGCAGAUGAGAAUCAUACAUGGCAGGGGCUACACAGAAGAGGACAGGAUGGCCUAUGCCAAGCUGGUGUUCCAGAAUAUCUUUGUUUCCAUUCACAACCUGCUUCAAGCCAUGGAGCACCUGAAUAUCCCUUUUGCUGAUGAAAAAAACAAAACAUAUGCUGCAAUGCUUAACAGUGUGAUCCCAGAAACAGUACAGUCACUGGAGCCUAAACAUGCUGAAGCCAUCAAGAGUGUGUGGAAAGACCAAGGCCUGCAGAAAUGCUUUGAACGCAGGAGAGAGUUCCAGUUAUCAGACUCUACCAAAUAUUACCUCGAUGACAUUGACAGAAUAUCUGUAGCCUUUUACUUGCCGACGAUUCAGGAUAUUCUGCGAGUCCGAAUUCCAACCACAGGCAUCAUUGAGUACAUCUUUGACCUCCAGACAGUCAUAUUCAGAAUGGUGGAUGUUGGAGGCCAAAAGUCAGAGAGACGGAAGUGGAUCCAUUGUUUUGAAAACGUUACUUCCAUCAUCUUCCUGGUGGCUCUGAGCGAGUACGACCAGGUCUUAUAUGAGUGUGCCAAUGAGAACCGCAUGGAGGAGAGUAAGGCCCUUUUUAAGACAAUCAUCUCCUACUCCUGGUUCCAGGAGUCCUCUAUCAUCCUCUUCCUCAAUAAAACAGAUAUCCUGAGGGAGAAGAUCUCAAAGUCACAUCUUGUAGACUACUUUCCACAAUAUACAGGUAUAAAAACAUAA
This is a messenger RNA of Sinocyclocheilus rhinocerous, 789 nucleotides long. Its product is annotated as guanine nucleotide-binding protein subunit alpha-14-like. The transcript is spliced from 7 exons. Gene Ontology annotation, biological process: adenylate cyclase-modulating G protein-coupled receptor signaling pathway; phospholipase C-activating dopamine receptor signaling pathway. NCBI's taxonomy places the organism in Eukaryota, Metazoa, Chordata, Actinopteri, Cypriniformes, Cyprinidae. Gene Ontology annotation, cellular component: heterotrimeric G-protein complex; cytoplasm. Gene Ontology annotation, molecular function: GTPase activity; guanyl nucleotide binding; G protein-coupled receptor binding. The record is from RefSeq and is a predicted model, not a curated record. The coding region runs from base 1 to 789 and encodes 262 amino acids.